UUAUGUGGAUAUAAGAGCAGGCUUGAAUGUGGGAUGUUUGCAAAUAAAUCUGAAUAAAAACAUAAUAAAGUUUGGUGACUGAGUGUUGCGCGUGCCCGCGUCCGUCGCCUGGGUUCCUUCGCGCGUUCGCGACACCGGAGGGGUUUGGGACACGGCGGGAGCGCGCACGCCCCGUGGGGGGGAAAUACUGCGGUCGGAAAAGCCAAGCGGUGCUGUCGGAUGUUAGACUUGAAACAUGUCUGGAUCUUCGAAGAACCCGACAGACGCCAUCCAGACGCGGUCCGAGAGGCGAGAGGAGUUCAAGGAGAAAGAGCAACCGGUGUCCGAGUCUCCUGGGCUUCCAGGAAGCCGAGUCAGGGCGAGGAAGAAACGGCAAGAAGAGCUCCACCACUCCGGGGAGGAAACACCUCCAGCUCAUAAAGGGAAGGAUCAGUAUUGUAUCGGGGACGAGCCGAUCAUCAGAGGAAUCUUUCAGAUCGGCAAGACGAGCCACGACGUGAUCCUCUCGGCCACGCGGCUCACGUGGACGCGCAUCCAGCCAGAGAGCCCUACAGGUGAGUCCUCACAGAAAAAGGCAGUAGACGACUUUGUGGAGCUGAAGGACGUGUUUGCGGUGAAGGUGAAGCGUCGCCGUUCGGCCGGACAGCAGAGCGGCGGCACGCUGCUCGGCAUCACCCUGUUCUUUUGCAAGCGCAAAGCCGCGAAACUCAAAGACGACACCAUCCACUUGGACAACCUGAGCGUGGAUCACUGCGAAAUCUGGUUCCGACAUCUCAAAGACAUCCUCUCUGGUUUUAAACAUCGUCCCAAGUCAUUGAAGGUCUUUGUAAAUCCGAUAAGCCACAAGAAAGAGGCGUACCAAAUCUACCAAGACCGGGUUGCUCCACUGUUUAAGCUUGCUGAUAUACAGACUGAUGUCACUGUCACUGAGAGUAAAGGCCACGCUCUGUCCAUCCUGAAGGAGUGCAGGCUGGAUGAGUACGAUGGGGUGGUGUGUGUAGGGGGAGACGGCUCCGUAGCUGAAGUUGCUCAGGGUUUGUUGCUCCGAGCACAGAUGGAAGCUGAGAGGGACACACACUCCGUCUUCAUGCCCGUCCCAGCACCACUUCCUCUAGGUGUGAUACCAGCAGGUUCUGCUAAUGUUGUUGCGUGCUCUGUCUAUGGUGUGAAACAUCCUGUAACUGCAGCACUGCACAUCAUCCUGGGACACAGACAGCCAGUGGACAUGUGCAGCAUGAGCUCCACUGGUGAGCUGCUGCGCUUCGGGUUCUGUGCAAUGGUGGGUUUCGGCAGUCAAGUGCAAGCUGUAGCUGAGAGACUAAACUGGAUCCCACCCAUGCGGAGACACGAACUCGCCCUCCUUAGUGCUCUCACACAGCUCAGACCCGAAGACUGCGAGGUGUCUUUUGUUCCCAGCAGCGCCGGAGAACGCGAUCACACCCUGAGUGAGCUGGAGGAGGACCUGACCAAUGUUGACGAUGAUGAGUGGCAGGUCCGCAGGGGUCUCUAUCUCAGCAUCACCAUUAUGUCCAUCCCAUGUAUGUGCUCUGUGGCUCCUAAAGGCCUUGCUCCGUUCACCAGGAUGAACAACAAUAGCAUGGCGCUCACAGCUGUAGCGAACACUUCCAGGUCAGAGUUCAUCAAGCACCUGAAACGCUACAGCAGCUCUUACAAUCCGUUCAGUUUCUCGUUUGUGGAAGUACAGCGUGUGCAGGCGGUGAAACUGCGGCCACUUUCUCACGGUGAUGACGAGCAGCGUGACUCCAAACACACUCCCUUCAUCCCCUCUGAGGGAACUCUAACCUGGAACAUUGAUGGAGAACUGCUGGAGGUGCAGGGGGAAGUGCUCAUUCGGGUUCACACGAAACUCCUCACACUGUUCGGCAGCCACGUUGAGGAAGCAGAGGAGCCGCCUGCUAACUGCAGCUGCAUUUAAUCAUCUACAUCAUGUGUUCCAAUCACAGAUUAGCUCCCUAGGUAGGCUGCGAUCCGGCAUUAGUUGGCCUUCUGAGGUAAAAGCAGUCAGUUAAACGCUAACGCAUUUGGGAAUACGACAUGGACGUUCUAGUGAGGAUGAAGAUACUAGGAGUCAUUGCAGGAAUCAUUUUCUGUCAAAUAGCUAGCAUGCAGCUGUGUAAUGUAAGUUAGCCAGCUGUUAUUCAGGGAGCGAUUGUUCAGCUGUUCGGUCGAUUAUAAUCUCCUCAGGUAAGCCGAUAAACUAGUGAGUGAUUUUUUUAUGAAGCUUCCUUUCCAUGAAUCCGCUACCAAAAGAGACAGGGACAUUUUUGAAGGUGGAAGGUGAGACAGCUGAAAGUGCAGACGGACAACUCGAGCUCAUCAGUUAAAUAGAAAAGUCUUUUAUUUAAAAAAAAAAAAAAAAACCCACACAUUACACACAGUCCAGUGCAUCAGUACUUAAAUAACAGCAGAGGACAUGCAGGGACAAAUUCCUCUUUACACACACACACACUCUCUCACGCACACACACACACACACACACACACACACACACACACACACACACACACACACAUCCUAUCAGCACUUUACAUACGAAUCUACUGCUCUGAAAAUGUUACUUUCUUCCUCUUCAUUCAUUUAAUAAACACAGUGAUGUGAAACAGAAAUGGAAU
This is a messenger RNA of Silurus meridionalis, 2633 nucleotides long. It is a transcript of the gene cerkl, whose product is annotated as ceramide kinase-like. The record is from RefSeq and is a predicted model, not a curated record. NCBI's taxonomy places the organism in Eukaryota, Metazoa, Chordata, Actinopteri, Siluriformes, Siluridae. The coding region runs from base 236 to 1936 and encodes 566 amino acids. Gene Ontology annotation, molecular function: kinase activity. The transcript has 13 exons.